Messenger RNA from Homalodisca vitripennis (glassy-winged sharpshooter), 1570 nucleotides. RefSeq names its product transmembrane protein 39A-A-like. The record is from RefSeq and is a predicted model, not a curated record. NCBI's taxonomy places the organism in Eukaryota, Metazoa, Arthropoda, Insecta, Hemiptera, Cicadellidae. Gene Ontology annotation, cellular component: membrane.
AUCUAAUUUCUUCAAAAUAUAAUCAGUCAAAGCAAAAUGCCUGGAGGUCGAAGAAACCUUAGCCGAUCUGGAUCUGGACGGCCUCCUCAACCAAUAUUCUCAACUAACGAUGAUAUUAACAAAUCAAAAUUGGGGUUGCAGUGUGAAGGUGUUUCGUCCAAAGUGGUAUCUCCUCGACACAUUCCCUUACCAGUGUUACCACAUGAUAGUAGUCUUAUGUUUGAGAUAAUUAUGUUCUCAUUCACUGCUAUGGCAACAUUUCUACAAUUCCUGCAUCUUUAUCGUUCUGUUUGGUGGUUGCCACAGUCUUACACAAGAUAUUCUAUGAAUUUUUAUCUGAUUGACCCUUACCUAGUGGGGUUUAUUGGCACAAUAUUGGGUCGCCGACUUCUAUACAGCUUGGUGAGCGAAGCUGUCAUGGUCUGGACACCACCAUCUAUAUGGGCAGUUCUGCAGCAACUAGUCAGGUUGUUGUUACUGAGCAUUGUUCUGGCGUCGCUCAUUUGGUGCACAUACAACAUCAUGCAAAACCAUCCAAUUGUUAACAUAUUUUAUCUGUGUUAUCCAAUAUCUGUAUAUUUUAUUCUCUUCGGACUCAGUGUCAGUCCUUUUUUUGAUGUUAUGUCCUUACCUUCGCUCACCACUGAAGAGUCUAAAGCUGCUGCCAGGAUUAUGGGAAAGCCUCUUCACAGCUGUUCCAUGUCUCCUCAGACUAUCAGAGAAGAAGUGGAUUAUCUCAAGACUGAUUUCAACAUUCGCAUGAAGCAAGUACUUUUCAGCUCUGUACUGAAUGCGUACUAUGCUGGAUUUGUUCCCUGUUGUUUUGCUCAGAAUUUCCUGUACUAUGACAUUUACUGGGCAACACAACACCUGACUUUUGUGUGGCUCGGGUGUUUCACUAUGUACCUCGUCCAGUGCUACCCAGUUAAGUAUUGUGAUACACUGCACAGGGCAGCCCUGCACCUGGGUAAGUGGGCCAGAGUUGAAGGCCGCACCAUGCAUCUUCCUUCCCACAUCUGGACAGACUCCACCUUGUGGCAUCAGGGAGCCCUGGUCAAGCACUGUAAGGAGCUUUACAAGGCGGAGGGAAUAUCCAAUGCAGCAGAACCAGGGAAUCCUUCUCACACUCGCUUUUAUUCGUUUUUCAACAACCCAGCGAUUCCACUGUGCAUGGUGGUAGGCCUGCAACUGUCACUGGUGGCACUACAGGUUGUAAUAUUGGUGCGAGUGUCUGAAUGGUACCAGGUGGUCUCUCUCGCACUGCUUCUCUUCGCCAACUAUUACACUCUGUUCAAACUCUCCAGAGACUAUCUUGUAUGCUGGAAAGUGUACAAGGCAGAGGCGAUGAUACAAGACAAAAUUACUGGUGGAUAAUUGAGCAUUUUUACUGGAAGGACUGUGAUGUGACAACUUCAGUUUUUUAGUUGUGAUUCGUGAUUUUCUACAGAAUAGAAUAACAAAAUGUAUGACCUGUAUUAUUAUUUACUACAUAUAGCUGGAAUAUUUGUAAGUCUACUGAUAUUGUGAUUUAUUCAAAGAUCUCAUGAGAAGAAACAUACUGUAUAUAGAA